AUGAAGAGCAGCGACGCGCGCACCCGAGUGGAGAGGAAGACGGUGGAGAAGAACCGGAGGAUACACAUGAAGAACUUAUGCUUCAAGUUAUCCUCCCUCAUCCCAAAAAGCGGCAUCUCCAAGGUAUGGUUUCUCUAAAAAGCUCGUCUUCCGACGAGAAGCAUCGGUUCUCUGAAUCCCGGGGAGAUUACCAUGAAAUCUGCUUUCCGCUUAGUUGCCCUCUCUUGGGCACCAGGGGAUCGAGAUGGGGGACACACCCAUCUUCUUCCGGCCGAUGGCCUCUUCGCCAACGCGCCACCAGGGCCCCGGGUGAAGAAAAGUUUCCCGGAGGGUCGCCGGAGCCGGAUGAGUCUCUUCCCUCCACCGGCUCCUUUCCUCCAACGGGUCCCGGACGGGGAAUCAGCGCAAGGGAUUCCCCUCUUCCGCGAGACUUUGUCAACGUGCUCGAGAGAUAAGCUUUUGGUGGUUCAAUAUCUACGCUAUAAAAUAUAAAUAUUUUCGUAGGUUUCUGUCAAUACGUGUUAUUAUAUUCGAGGGAAUCCCACGUGAUGAAUUUGGUCUGAGAGAAGGUUAUAGAAGAUCUCUUGGACAGUAGUUCUGCUUUCACCAUCUGUGGUUAAAUGAGACGACUGCAACGGAACCCGCUCGGUGCGUUAAUGGACUUUGUUUUUUAAGUGUUUCUCUUCAGGAGGUAUUCUUUGUCUGGUUCCGAGGCCAGGGAACUCGAGCACUUCUGGCCAGUCGGCGGCAGAAUGACGAGCGUUUGGGAGCGCCCCCAUGGGAUUCUUGAUGGCCUCCCGCCUCCUGUGGCCCGACGAGAACAAACAGUGUCGCUUUGUAGAUGCUGAACUUGGAAAAACUGGUUUCUACGGAGAAACCAUUUUCCGUUCGGAAAUCUCGUUCGAGAUUGAGAGAGAGAGAGAGAGAGAGAGAGAGAGAGAGAGAGAGAGAGAGAGAGAGAGAGAGGCAGAGGGACCGUCGAAAGAGUGGGCUACACUGCAGAAUAGACGGGAAGGAUGGAGAGAGGAGGCUUUAAGAGAGAAGCAGGAGAGUGACCUCCGUCUGUGGCCAACCCUCAAGAUCCAGAAGUAGACGAGAAGAGGGAGUGACUAGAGAGUGGAAAUUAUUGAGGGAUAUCACAAUCUCUCUUUCUCUCUUUCUCUAUCUAUCUAUCUAUCUCUAUGUUGUUGGUCUUCAAUGGGUGUUGCCUUCCUACUCACCAAGUACUUCAACAGUGCAAUUCAAUAAAGCCUCCAUCCCCCCCUCACCCCUCUCUAACUCGCCUGCUCAUCUGUCUCAGGACUCGCUGACCCAGCAAGAUCAUCUGGACCAAGCGGCCGCCUACAUCAAGACCCUUAGAGAGCGUAUCGACCGUUUAAAGCAGAAGAAGGAGCUCACCGUUGACAGAGCCGCUGAGGGCGGCGCCGCCACCCCCGACAAGUCCGGCGCCGCUCCUGAGCUGAUGAUCGGCCUCCGGCUGCCACUGGUAGAGAUCCGUGCCCUGGAGUCAACGCUGGAAGUGGUCCUCAUCUGCGGGCCUGACAGGAGGUCCCUCUUCUACGAGGUUAUCGGGGUUCUGGAGGAAGAGGGAGCAGACGUGGUCAACGCCAGCUUCUCCAGUGUCAACGAGAAGACCUUCUACACAAUCCACGCUCAAGUAAACCUAACCCUCCCCUCCUCACUCUCUUAGAAGCUGGAAUCUGGUUCUCUCUGGUGCUGUUAUUCUCAUCUUCCUCCCUCUGCAGGUGCGUUGUCCUCGGAUUGGCCUGGAGGCUUCGCGACUAUCAGAGAGGCUGAAGCGGCUGGUCAGCCAUGAUUAG
Spirodela intermedia is the source of this 1820-nucleotide messenger RNA. Lineage: Eukaryota; Viridiplantae; Streptophyta; Magnoliopsida; Alismatales; Araceae. The record is from the annotation of a GenBank genome assembly.